AGUCAUCAAUUCCUUCACGUUCCCAAACGGCCGUGACUCGAUUCCCGGAUAAUAACCGAAGUGAACCGAACCUCUACCUCUUCACGCCACCACAUCCUUCACGCCUCCUCCGCCUCACCAUGAAGACGGAGGUGUUGUGCCUGCUGAUUUGUCUCGGCGCGGUCACCGGUUUGACGAGGAAGCAAGAGGCGGCGGAGCAGAGUCGAAGGAAGGCAAGUUUGCCAGCGUUGCAAAAGAAGCAGCAACCCGCCGAGGAGGAGGAGGAGGAGGAGGUGUCGGAUCAAUGCCCCGAGCCGAACGGUUAUUUCCCGGACGAGGAGCAGUGCGACAAAUAUUACGACUGUCGGGACGGCAAGGUUGUGGAGAAGCUGUGCCCCGACGGCCUCGUGUUCAACGACUUCAGCCCCCAGCACGAGAAGUGCGACCUCCCCUUCGGAAUCGACUGCGCCAACAGGCCGAAAUUGCAGAAACCGCAACCGUCCCCCCAUUGCCCGAGGAUGCACGGCUACUUCGCCCACGAGGACCCAAGGAUAUGCAACACGUUCUACUACUGCGUGGAGGGGAAGUUCAACAUGAUCACGUGCCCGGAGGGGCUGGUGUUCUCCGAGAGGACGGGUAUAUGCAACUGGCCGGACGAGGCGCAGAAGAAGGGGUGCGGUUCCAGGGAGUUGUUCAACUUCACGUGCCCGAGGGUGGACGAGGCCGUGGCGGCCACCCACCCCCGAUACCCCGACACCGAGGACUGCCAGUACUUUUACGUGUGCGUGAACGGGCAGAUACCGAGGAGGAGCGGGUGCAAGUUGGGGCAGGCGUUCGACGAGAGGACCGGGAAGUGCGACUGGGCGAGGAGGAUACCCGAAUGCAAGGACUGGUACAAGGGUCAGUUGACCGACGAGGAGUUGGACGCGUUGGAAAAUCCGCCCCCGAAGCCGAAGCCUAGCGGCGGUGGACAGCAAAGGAGGAAGGGAAGGGCACGCGAAACCGACGUAGACUUAAGGAUUUAAGCUUAGAAGAAAAAGAACGUGUAGAUUUUAAUCGUUUAUCGUCGCUUCGAUAAUAAAAUAUUUUUAAUAUUA
Messenger RNA from Apis florea (little honeybee), 1076 nucleotides. RefSeq names its product cuticular protein analogous to peritrophins 3-B (gene Cpap3-b). The record is from RefSeq and is a predicted model, not a curated record. Lineage: Eukaryota; Metazoa; Arthropoda; Insecta; Hymenoptera; Apidae. Gene Ontology annotation, cellular component: extracellular region. Gene Ontology annotation, molecular function: chitin binding.